Molecule: messenger RNA, 2403 nt
Organism: Stegastes partitus (bicolor damselfish)
Lineage: Eukaryota; Metazoa; Chordata; Actinopteri; Pomacentridae
Gene: ntrk2b
Product: neurotrophic tyrosine kinase, receptor, type 2b
Exons: 16
Coding region: 1-2403 (800 amino acids)
Biological process (GO): cellular response to brain-derived neurotrophic factor stimulus; positive regulation of kinase activity; multicellular organism development
Cellular component (GO): signaling receptor complex; axon; plasma membrane
Molecular function (GO): brain-derived neurotrophic factor receptor activity; brain-derived neurotrophic factor binding; ATP binding
Source: RefSeq, a predicted model, not a curated record
AUGGACUCCAGCGCGGGGGAAUAUGGCAUGGCUCGUUUUGGAUUGUUUUUGGUUUUGAUGGGGCUGCUGUGGAGAUCCGGCGAUGCCUGCCCCGCAUCCUGCACUUGCAGCAUCUCAAGGAUUGUUUGUAUUGAUUCCGUACCGGGGAUCGAGGAUUUCCCUGUCCUCACGUUAGAUGACAUGGAAAACAUCACCGAGAUCUACAUUGCCAAUCAAAACAGGCUGUUCGACAUCAGCGACAGCAGUCUGAGGCACUACAUCAACCUCAGAAACCUGACGGUGACCAAGACAAGACUGACGUCGAUAUCAUCGGACGCUUUUUUUAACAACACAAGACUCCAAUAUGUUAAUCUCAGAGACAACAACCUGUCAACGCUGUCAUGGAGAACAUUUCAGAACUUUAACAUUACAUAUCCACUCCUCUUGUCUGGAAACCCUUUGGAUUGCGUUUGCGAGAACUUGUGGAUCAAACUGAGGCUCCAAGAAGAACCAGAAACCCCAGAGCUGACAUGCAUAGACGAGAGAGGAGUGGCGAGGGACUUUGUGACGCUCACCCCGCCAGACUGUGUGGUUCCCACAGUGGAGGUCACCCCCAGAACCUUGACCCAGAUGCAGGGGACUAAUGCCAAAGCUGUGUGUCGCGCCUCGGGCUCCCCUCCUCCUGAGAUCCUGUGGAACCUGGAUAUACUGUCGACCCACUACGAGAUGGAACCUCUGGACACCGAGAACCGCCUCACCUUGUCAGGCCUGUCUCCUUACGAUAACGGCAGGGUGAUCGUAUGCAGCGCCGAGAACAUGGUCGGUCAGACCGAGGCCACCCUUCAGCUCAAUAUUCUCUUUGCCCCCACCAUCCAGCAGCUGCUGGGUCCAGAGCGCGACCACCACUGGUGCAUCCCCUUCACCGUGAUGGGGAACCCCAAGCCCGAGCUGCAGUGGUACCACAAGGACACUCCCCUCCAGGAGCAGGACUACAUCCGCACCAUGAUCCACGUGUCCACCGAGAACGAGGACCACGGCUGCCUGCAGCUGGUCAACCCCACGCACAUCCACAACGGCGAGUACAAGCUGGUGGCAAAGAAUAAGUACGGCCGGGAUGAGAAGAAGGUCUCUGCCCAGUUCAUCGACCCGCCCAAGAUCAACCACACAGGUGUGUCUUUGUACAUCCACUAUGAAGUGUAUUUUUUUCCAGACACGCCGCUCCCGCCGCUGGACGACAGUGUUGCAGUAUACGUGGUUGUGGGAAUCGCUGGAGUCGCCUUGACCGGCUGCGUUCUGAUGGUGAUCAUUCUGAAAUAUGGAAGAAACUCCAAGUUUGGUAUUAAAGGCUCCUCCUCUGUCAUCAGUAAUGACGAUGACUCUGCCAGCCCUCUUCAUCACGUCUCCAAUGGCAACAACACCCCGUCGUCCUCGGAGAUGGGUCCAGACGCAGUGAUCAUUGGGAUGACAAAGAUUCCCGUCAUUGAGAACCCACAGUACUUCCGCAACUCCGGCAGCAUGCUGAAAUCUGACACAUUCGUCCAGCACAUCAAGAGACACAACAUCGUCCUGAAGCGGGAGUUGGGAGAGGGAGCCUUCGGAAAGGUCUUUCUUGCUGAGUGCUACAACCUGACACCGGACCAGGAGAAGCUCCAUGUGGCGGUCAAGACCCUGAAGGAGGCCAGUGAGAGCGGCCGAGCAGACUUCUACAGAGAGGCCGAGCUCCUCACCAACCUGCAGCAUGAACACAUCGUCACCUUCUACGGAGUGUGUGUGGAGAGCGACCCGCUCAUCAUGGUGUUUGAGUACAUGAAGCACGGCGACCUGAACAAGUUCCUCAGGUCCCACGGUCCUGAUGCAGUGCUCAUGGCAGACGGUCAACACAGCAUCCUGGUGGAGCUCACCCAGUCCCAGAUGCUGCACAUUGCCCAACAGAUUGCUGCUGGCAUGGUCUACCUGGCCUCCCAGCACUUUGUCCACAGAGACCUGGCAACAAGGAACUGCCUGGUAGGAGAAAACCUGCUGGUCAAGAUAGGAGACUUUGGCAUGUCCAGAGAUGUUUACAGCACAGACUACUACAGAGUGGGCGGCCAUACGAUGCUGCCGAUUCGCUGGAUGCCCCCAGAGAGCAUCAUGUACCGGCGGUUCACCACAGAGAGUGACGUGUGGAGCCUCGGCGUGGUGCUGUGGGAGAUCUUCACCUACGGCAAGCAGCCGUGGUACCAGCUCUCCAACAAUGAGGUGAUCGAGUGCAUCACGCAGGGCCGAGUGCUGCAGCGGCCUCGUACCUGCCCGAAAGAGGUGUACGACCUGAUGCUGGGCUGCUGGCAGAGGGAGCCCUACAUGAGGCUGAACAUCAAGGAGAUCCACAGCAUGCUCCAGAGCCUGGCCAAGGCCUCACCUGUGUACCUGGACAUACUGGGCUGA